Geodia barretti is the source of this 584-nucleotide messenger RNA. The record is from the annotation of a GenBank genome assembly. Lineage: Eukaryota; Metazoa; Porifera; Demospongiae; Tetractinellida; Geodiidae.
UAUAUCCAGAACAGCAGUGUUCUAAAGUAUUCCGCAAUGAGUUUUUCAAGUGUCCAACACCAAUUAUUUCAUUCAGCACCAUGUUGUAUCAUGGGCCUAAUUCCUUGACCCCAGAACUAUUCCACUGGCUCUAAUAAAAUUUCAGUUGGUAUGAAUAAUUUUCAUACCAACUGUAAAUUCUGGCUUACGAAUUUUCACCGCUGUACAUGAGGUAAUUUUCUGUACUUUGUUUUCUCUUGCAGGCAUGGUUGGAAGCCCCUCUGUUGUGAAUGAUGGAUUCAGCUACAGUACAUAGACACUGGAUAUCCAUGUAACAGCUGCAACCUGGUUAAGAGAUGUAUGUUUCUCACAAACUCAAGGCCUUCUGCUCUAUUCCUACACCACCUAAUAUGGUUUUCUAUGUAGUUCUGGUCAAUGACAGCAACAGUAACUCCGGUCACUCUGUAAGUUCAACACAUGUUGUGCAACCGCAGGCUUGUCACUUCACCAACCUCCUUGUGUUGUUUGAGACUGGUCGGUCGCCUGGAAUUUGUCAGCAUGGAUAUAUACAGUUUUACAGACUUGAUUUUAAGGCACAUGGUCUU